GCGGGCCAUCCCGUGAUGCCGCGGGCUGCGAGAGGCGGAGCUCGGCGCUCGGAGCCCCGCCCGGUCAUCCCAGCAGCGCGGGGUGUCCCGGCGCGCACCGCGUUCCUCCGAACGGACGGCGGCGGCGCGAGGAUGGAGAGCGGGGAGCAGCUGCGUCACGCGGUCUCCCAGUGCGUGCCCCACCUCAACCUGUCGGCCAAGGAGCUGGCCAGUCACCCCAAGUUUUCCCGGCUGCUGCUGUCAUUGACUGACCGCCUCGACCGGACUGGGCUCAGCCUGUCACUCAAGAGGGACCUGGAGAGGGCCAGUGGGGAUCUCAGGGCGCGCAGACGGCGGUGGCUGGCAGCAGAAGCGCUGGAGAGGACCGUGGAGGAGCUGGUGGCCGAACGACAUGCAGCUCACGCUGAGAAGGCUCCGAAUCGGGAGGACCAGAAGUUCCUGGAGACUCUGGAACAGUGUUGGGUACUGGGGCGAUGCCGGAGGGGGCUGGACAUGAGGGCGGAGCUGACUGAGGACCCCCAACCCCCACUGCUUGGCCUGGGAAAGGAUCACUUGAACGAGCUGCAGCCCGGGACCAAGGAGGUUCUGGCGAUGAGGCGACGCUUGGUGACCGAAGUGGAACAGCGACUGGUGCGGCAGUGUGUCGAACUUCUCACCUAUGUCUGGCCACAGUAUGACAGAGAGAGCCCAGGCGUGGUGCUGGCGCAUGGAGGGGAGCUGGUGGAGUGGAUCCAGGCAGAGGAACUCCGAGUCGACGGCCUGAUGCAGCAGGAGCGGCUCAACCAGGCAGCCAUCAGCAGGCAGAUGGUGGCAUGUCUCAUGGUGCUGAUCCGUUGCUACGAGCUCCUUCGGACCCUAACGGAGACCCACCGACUGGACUCCCAGCCGUUACUUGACCAGUCCCUCCUGGAGUACCUCAAGUUGAAGAGACAGAUGAUGUUCAGCAAGCUGCGGUUACUGAGACUCGAGGUCAAUCACGAGAUGUUCAACAAAGAUGUCGUGGGAGCUCACCGGACUAUCAGGGAACUGCUACAGGAGGCACUAUCGGUACAGGAGGCUCGGCUCGGCCCCAUGAUGGGGCAACUGGACCUGUUCCGCCAGCUGGGCCCCGAGUUCGAGGACCUGGUCCAGGAAUACAACCGGCUGCUGGGGCAUCUUGAACACAAGCGGUGGGCCCUGACCAAUUUCAGCGAGACCCUGGGGAAUGGGGGCAGUGGCUAGGGCAGGGAGCAAUUUUAAAAAAAAAGCAUCUGUCUGACUGCACCUCACCCCGUCUCCAUUCUGUGUGCUGGCCAAGGGAGGUGUGACACUUCCACUGAUACAUUUCCUCUUCCCCACUGCGUCCCCCCAUCUACAAUUACGUUCCAGUCUAUAUCUGUUAUCUAUAUAACCCCAACCCACCCUCCCCUCCCAAA
Molecule: messenger RNA, 1415 nt
Organism: Hypanus sabinus (Atlantic stingray)
Lineage: Eukaryota; Metazoa; Chordata; Chondrichthyes; Myliobatiformes; Dasyatidae
Gene: haus4
Product: HAUS augmin-like complex, subunit 4
Exons: 9
Coding region: 16-1221 (401 amino acids)
Biological process (GO): centrosome cycle; spindle assembly
Cellular component (GO): HAUS complex
Molecular function (GO): microtubule minus-end binding
Source: RefSeq, a predicted model, not a curated record